UAACAAAUAAUGAUGAACUGAAUGGACUGGUAUAUAUGUGGGCAUAUGGCCGCUUAUUUUACCACCACUCUCCACGUUGAGGACAUCAAUGACUUCCAUCCCGGUCGCGUUUAUGUUUUUGGUUACGAGCCACAUUCGAUGUUGCCGAUCGGAGUUGUCACGUUGGUUGUACGCACAAGUUUCAUGCCUCUUCCCAAACUGAAAUGCCUUGCCUCCAGCCCUAUAUUCUACGUUCCAUUUCUGAGGCAUAUUUGGACAUGGUUGGGUGCUUCACCAGCCACAAGGAAGAACUUUUGUUCCCUGUUGGAAAAUGGUUAUAGUUGUAUUAUAGUGCCUGGUGGAGUCCAAGAGACAUUGAACAUGGAACAUCGCUCCGAGAUUGCAUUCCUUAAGGCACGAAGAGGAUUUGUUCGGAUUGCUAUGGAAACGGGGUGUCCCCUGGUCCCAGUUUUCGCCUUUGGUCAGUCACAUGCGUACAGGUGGUGGAAACCAGGUGGCAAGCUCAUCCUCCAACUUUCAAGAGCUAUCAAAUUCGUCCCCAUACUAUUUUGGGGAGCUUUUGGAACUCCGAUACCCUAUCAACAUCCGAUGCAUGUGGUUAUCGGGAAACCUAUUUACCUGACUAAAAACCCCCAACCCACUAACCAAGAGGCAUUUUCUUACAAUGCUUCCAUCGGUACUAACUAUUGUACGGUCUUUCAUUGCCUAUCAACAAUUGGAUAGCUAUUUUCUAGGUUA
Molecule: messenger RNA, 738 nt
Organism: Hibiscus syriacus
Lineage: Eukaryota; Viridiplantae; Streptophyta; Magnoliopsida; Malvales; Malvaceae
Product: diacylglycerol O-acyltransferase 2D-like
Exons: 6
Coding region: 22-723 (233 amino acids)
Biological process (GO): triglyceride biosynthetic process
Cellular component (GO): endoplasmic reticulum membrane
Molecular function (GO): diacylglycerol O-acyltransferase activity
Source: RefSeq, a predicted model, not a curated record